Paramecium tetraurelia is the source of this 696-nucleotide messenger RNA. RefSeq lists its product as uncharacterized. NCBI's taxonomy places the organism in Eukaryota, Ciliophora, Oligohymenophorea, Peniculida, Parameciidae. The record is from RefSeq and is a predicted model, not a curated record. The transcript has 4 exons.
AUGAUUAAACAUUAUAAAUAUUUAAACACAACUAAAGAGAUUAAUGUCUAUUAUGACCUCGAAACUUAUUUCCUAAAACACAUUUCUUCAAUGAUUAUAUUUCGGCGACUAUUUUAAUUUGCAAGCGUGAUAUCUAUUAAAGAUAGUAAACACUUUAAUACUAAAAAAAAUAAACUUAGAUCAUAAAGAAAAUAAAUCAGACUACUGAAUAGAGAGAUAUCAUUUUAUAAGUAGCUUAGAUACAGAUUAGGUUAAUUAGCACCCGCAUUUAGACACGGUUACUUAAAAUUAUUAAGACUUGAAAUUGAAAAUAUAUUAGUAUAUGACUUUAAUUAUUAGGAGUAAUUGACAUAAAAAAUCAUUUAGAAAUUGAACCAAAAUAUAUAAAACUAUACACAAGACUAUGUUUACUGUUAAUCAAAGAACCUCAACUAACUAUAGUCAAAAAGAAAUAAAAUCUCACUUUGUUAAAAUUCAACUUCUAAAGAAUAAAAGAAAGAAGAACUUCUCUUAUUAAACCAAAAGAUAGAGAAAAAUACCAAAAAAAAAAAAAAUUUUUUCGAUAGAGAAAAAUACCAAUUCAUAAGAAAGUUUAAAUCUAUGGGAAGUACAUAUAUCGGAGGCUUAUUUUAUCCAAAUUGCUCCCAAUUCAAGUCAUAGUAUUAACAAUUCAAGAGUUUAUUUCUAAUUUUGUGA